AUGUUACAGGCUCUCUCUCGCGCGCGCUGGCUCUACCUGACUGCACGGACAAGCACGCGCGAGUGCAAGCUCUCAUGAACAUCGUCAGCACUGUGAUCGAGAACUGUCCAUCCGUCGUCAACCACACGCCGCAGAUCGUCAAGUCCCAGCAAGGCAUGAAUUCGAUGAUCAAGAUCCUCAUUAAGAAGGGUCUGGUGACGGAUCUAGCGCGAAUCGCUCACAACCUUGACCUGUCCAGCCCCAACAUGGUCAACACCAUCAACUCUGCGCUCAAGCCCCUCGAGACAAUCUCGCGCGUCGUCAACAAUCCGUCGCCGACAGUCAAGAUUCCCGUGAAGGGCAAGAUGGUCGCCGGCGGUAAUGGCGGCGGCGGAGCGAGGAUGGCAGCUGUGAACGGAGCGCACUCGCAGAAUGCAGACGACGACGCGCAGGAUGAGGGCGCCACUGAUGCUGCCGCCGACAUGCACGAUGUGUACAGCGCGGCGGCGGCGGUCACGUCGGAGGAGACGCAGCGAGUGAUCGCUGAGACUGCGAGCGCGCUGGAAGACAUCGUCGAUCAGCUGCUGGACCGUGCUGGCGGCGCACGCAACGCCGAGACCCUCGCUGACGUGCUGGCAGCAGGUGAGGGCUGGCAGGGGGGAGGGGCGGUGCUGGCAGCAGGUGAGGGCUGGUGGGGGUGGGCUGGCAAGGCGGGGUUGGGGCUUGCGGGGAGACUUGUGGGGGAGUGCUGGCAGUAG
Molecule: messenger RNA, 737 nt
Organism: Priapulus caudatus
Lineage: Eukaryota; Metazoa; Priapulida; Priapulimorpha; Priapulimorphida; Priapulidae
Product: E3 ubiquitin-protein ligase HUWE1-like
Exons: 4
Coding region: 75-737 (220 amino acids)
Source: RefSeq, a predicted model, not a curated record